AUGAGGAGCGGCAACGGCUCCUGUCAGGCUCUGGUCGCCAUGAUGGCGGCAUCAAGUGCGGCCGAAAGGUCUCGCUUGACUCGGAGUGCGCGGGCGCACGUGCAUGGCGUGUGGGAAGGGUUCCACCACGUGCUCAAGGAGACGCUCCCGACUCUGCAGGAGAGGAUGGAUGUAGGGGAGGUGGAGAGAAUUUCAAAGGAUCAGUGGGCUAUGCUUAUGUGUUUUAGAGAGCUCUUCGACCCGCACUACGAACUAGAGAUGAGGAUCUCGAGGCUGAGUUUCCAGAGAGCGAUGAGGAGGUCGAGGAUAACGGUGAGCGAGGGCGCGAGCGACUCUCUGUUCAACAAAGCCAUGUUCAUCGAUUGGCGGAGAUCGCAGAUGAGGACAAGGAGAAUCACGGAGAGAGAGAAGCUAGACUGGAUGCGAGGCAUCAAGGCAACCGCCAAGCAAGAAGUGAGCAUGUGGAGCGUCCUGUACCUGUUCCAAGAUACGAUUGACAUCACAAGUUUAGAAAAAGCUCUGGGCGAGGAUUCUCAGAGACAGAAGCAGAUCAAGAAGCCUGUCGACGCUGAGACGCAAGUCUGUGAUGAAGACUGGCAUCUCGUCUCGGAGGCAUCCAGGGGUCAGAGCUUCCUGGCUCUUGUCAAACAGCCCGACAUGGCAGUCAAGCGUUGUCGGUUGGCAUGUUUGCAUGCAAGGAUGCUCCACAAGCUUCCGGAAAACACGGCUGUCAUACCGGUCGCUCAGUGCUUGAAACUUCUCCAUGAGUGGUGGUUCGUGACGGGCACCAGCGAUCCGGGAGUCGUCGGCGAAUCGGAGGUCGAGGAGGAGGAGGAAACGGAGGAGCUGAACAGAAGAGCACAAGAGAAUCGAUCGAUGUUCGAUCAGGAGAAGGGUGGAGAGUUCGAGGCAGAUCGCUCGGAAGAAUCGAUGUUGACGACGCUGCGGGGGCAGCGCUACGGAUACAUGUUCGCACGAGCCCCAAUGCGCCUUCCCCAGAUGAAGCUGCAGAGGAUCGCAAAGGUGAAGCGGAGGCUCGAGGCGCUAGCAGGGUUGGAUGACGAUGAAGAGGAGAGUGCGGAGGAGAUGGACUUGUUCGAUCGUUCUUGA
Molecule: messenger RNA, 1110 nt
Organism: Guillardia theta CCMP2712
Lineage: Eukaryota; Cryptophyceae; Pyrenomonadales; Geminigeraceae
Exons: 5
Coding region: 1-1110 (369 amino acids)
Source: RefSeq, a predicted model, not a curated record